Messenger RNA from Babesia sp. Xinjiang, 375 nucleotides. RefSeq lists its product as uncharacterized. Lineage: Eukaryota; Apicomplexa; Aconoidasida; Piroplasmida; Babesiidae. Bases 1 to 375 code for a protein of 124 amino acids. The record is from RefSeq and is a predicted model, not a curated record. The transcript has a single exon.
AUGGUUCCUGGGUUACAAAAUACCGCGCUUUUAGCGCGCAUGUCCAUGUAUGUGCGCGUCAAUGGCCGCUAUUUCAGCGGGCGAAGGGCACGGCGCUCCACACCUACCCAGAUGACUGCCCAGGAGAACUUGCUGCUCAGGCAGAAGCUUAAGGAGUUACAGCUGACACAGGCUCAGCCGCCACGCAAGCCGGGAUUUUUGGAUGUUAUAAAGGACGGAGUGCUUCACGGCAUUGGCUGGUCUUUUGCACAGCGUAUGGUUGAUUCAAUUUUCGGACCGCGUACAAUCAACAUAAGCGAUUUCACUAACCACAACAACGAUGUGGAUUCUGGAAACAUGAACACUUUGGACGGUAUGUGUGUACGUAUGACAUGA